This is a messenger RNA of Gastrolobium bilobum, 1147 nucleotides long. RefSeq lists its product as uncharacterized. Lineage: Eukaryota; Viridiplantae; Streptophyta; Magnoliopsida; Fabales; Fabaceae. The record is from RefSeq and is a predicted model, not a curated record. The transcript has 3 exons. The annotation marks the transcript as partial.
AUGAUUGAGUUUGAAUGGCUUAAUUUCAUUCGAUAUAACCAGAGUCAUCUGAGAGCUGAGUUGUACAAAAAUAUAAAACAUUCAUUAGAUAGCGGUGAAGAUGCAGCACUGAGCACUGGAAAACGUAUCAUUAUACCUUCUUCAUUCACAGGCGGACCUAGAUAUAUGGCUGAAAAUUGUAAAGAUGCUUUCGCAAUUUGCCGUUGGGCUGGAUAUCCUCAUCUUUUUAUAACAAUUACCUGCAAUCCUAAGUGGCCAGAAAUUAUACGAUUUGUUAGGGCCAAACAGCUGAACCCUGAAGAUCGGCCUAAUAUUCUAUGCAGAGUCUUCAAGUUCAAAUUGGACCAGUUGCUACAUGAUUUAAAAAAGGAAAAUAUUCUUGGCAAAGUCAUUGCAUAUGUUUGUACAAUCGAAUUCCAAAAGCGCGGACUACCUCAUGCUCAUAUUCUUCAAUUCUUGAACCCUUCAAGCAAAGCUGAAAGUGCUCUUGAUAUUGAUAAAUUGAUUUCAGCGGAGAUACCUGACAAGGAAACGAAUCCUACGCUGUUUAUGGCUGUCACGAGUUAUAUGAUACAUGGUCCAUGUGGUCAUGAAAAUUACAAAUCUCCUUGCAUGAAGGACGGACGGUGUUCAAAAAAAUUUCCAAAAAACUUCUGCUCCCAUACUUUGAUUGACGAUGAUGGAUUUCCUCAUUAUAAGAGAAGAAAUGAUGGGAGAGUUGUGAACAAAAAUGGUGUUGAACUUGAUAAUCGUUAUGUUGUGCCCUAUAAUGCACACCUUCUUUUAAAGUACCAGGCUCAUAUCAACGUUGAAUAUACUUGCCAGAGAAGUGCCAUUAAAUAUCUUUUUAAAUACAUCCACAAAGGGAAUGACAUAGUGACAGCUGCCAUAAAUCAUUCGGACGAUGAUGAAAUAAAAAUGUUUUAUGACUGCAGGUAUGUCUCCGCAUGUGAAGCAGCUUGGAGAAUAUUUGGAUUUGACAUUCAUUCGAGAUAUCCCCCUGUUCAGAGAUUGCCAUUUCACUUGCCUAAUGAAAAGAACAUUAUUUUCAGUGAUAAUGAUUCGUUGUAUGAUGUAAAGACAAGGGCGGAGUCUAGACUGUCAAUUUUUGAGUCUUGGAUGGAUGCAAAUAAAAAAUAUCCAGAAG